AAUUGCUCAUUCCGACCAGAAAUAUUCGCAACCUUUUCUCGCGUCCCCCUACGCGACGAUCCUCCACGUCAGCUCGUCGCCUGCAACAUCUUCCAAUCGUCGCCAGCGUCGUCAUCAGCGCAUGAACGCUGCGGAUAUAGUUCUCACAUCACGAGUCACUGGUCAGCAACUGAGCCACAAUGAACGGUGCCGGCAGCCCUUACAGCCAGCCUCCGGCGUGGCAGGAGCAUCGCACGCCCGAUGGCCGAGCCUACUACUACAAUGCAGCUACCAAGGUCACGCAAUGGACCAAGCCAGAAGAAAUGAUGACCCCGGCUGAGAGAGCCCUCGCCAACCAGCCAUGGAAAGAGUACACUGCCGAAGGCGGUCGCAAGUACUGGUACAAUACCGAGACAAAAACGAGCUCCUGGGAGAUGCCCGAUGCCUACAAGAAGGCUUUGGGCGCCACUAGCGGCCCAAGCACGCCUGCGCCUGCGCCGUACGACCGAGGUGCACCUUCUGACAGGUACUCCAAUGACCGUUACGAUUCUCAUCGCGACCAUCGCGAUACUUUUCACGAGUCGCGCCAGUUGACGUUUGGUAACGACACGACAGCCAAAGCGUUCGUCCCUGCGAGCAACGAGCCUGAGUUUGCCACACAGGAAGAGGCUGAGGCCGCGUUCAACAAGCUGCUCAAGCGCAGCGGCGUACAAGCUGACUGGAACUGGGAGCAGGCGCUGCGAACCAUUGCAAAGGACCCCCAGUACAGGGCAAUCAAAGACCCGAAGGACCGAAAAGAAGCUUUCGAGAAGUACUGCCAUGACAUGAUCGUCCAAGACAAGGAGCGCGCAAAGGAGAGACUGACAAAGCUGCGUACUGACUUCGAGACCAUGCUCAAGCGCCACCCUGAGAUCAAGCAUUACACGAGGUGGAAGACGGCACGGCCUAUGAUCGAAGGUGAGACCAUCUUCAGGUCUACGGACAACGAAACCGAGCGCCGCCAGCUCUUCGAGGAGUACAUCAUUGAGCUCAAGAAGGCCCACAUGGAGAACCAGGCAGCUAUGCGCAAAACCGCUAUGGACGGUCUGAUUGAUCUCCUUCCGAAGCUGAAUUUGGAGCCUUAUACGCGCUGGUCCGACGCGCAGAGCCUCAUUUCAUCCACGGCGCCCUUUCAGAAUGAUGAGAAGUACAAGACCCUGAGCAAGUUUGACAUAUUGAUCGCGUUCCAAAACCACAUGAAGGCCUUGGAGCGCGCUUUCAACGACUCUAAACAGGAACAGAAGAACAGAAAGUUCCGCAAGGAGCGCAAGGCUCGUGACGGGUUCAUCGCCCUCCUUACUGAGCUCCGGAAAGAGGGCAAGAUCAAUGCCAGCACAAAGUGGCGUCAGAUUUACCCCCUCAUCGAAAAUGACGACCGGUACAAGGCCAUACUCGGCCAGGGCGGUUCGGGUCCGCAAGAGCUCUUCUGGGAUCUCGUCGAAGAAGAGGAGAAAGCGAUGCGCGGCGCCAGAAACGAUGUCUACGAUGUCAUUGACGACGAGCGAUUUGAUAUCACACCCCAGACUACGUUUGAGGAGUUCUAUGGCGUUAUGAAGAAAAGUCGACGUACUGCUAACAUUGAUCGCGACAUUCUUCUGGUUCUCUUCGAACGAGUACGUGCCCAAAAUCCCAUCACAAAUCCAACGUCGCUAACGUACGCGUUACAGGCCAAGGAAAAGAGGUCCCUAAAGAGAUCGGACGAUGAGAGACAGUCUGAGCGUCAACAGCGAAGGGCAGCUGACGACCUCCGGGCGUACUUGAAGCGUAUGGAUCCCCCCAUUACCCUGGAUGACACGUACGAGAAGGUCAAGGUUCGCCUGGCGGAGACGCCCGCUUUCCAGGCUGUCACUUCGGAAGAUGUUCGCAUCGCCACCUUUGAUAGAUACAUGAGAAGACUCCGCGAAAAGGAGGAAGAGGCCGACCGUGACCGUCGACGCAGACGUGGCCGCGACUCUAGCGAACGCGACUUGUACCGCGAAAGACCCAGGUCUAGAGGUGAGCGAUCUCAUCGUAGCAGUGGCCGUGCUACCAGGCGAAGUCGUAGCCCGGAGCCGGACGCGUAUGAGGCGGACAGACGCAAAGCCAUUGCCGAGCGCGAGCGUAACCACCGUAAAUCAACCAUGGCUGAGAGCCUUCUCUCCGUGGACCGGGAACGCCGGCUGUCACCUCCCCCUCGCCGUGAGAGGGAGCGUGAGCGCGACAGAGACCGCGAGCGUGACCGUGACUAUGAUCGCCACCGCUCUCGUCGCGACGACGACAGUCAUUAUGACCGCGAACGACGGGACAGGGAGGAGGAGCGGGAGAGGCUCUAUCGACGACGCAUGGGUUCCUAUGACGAGCUUCCCUACGGCGAUGAGCGCCCGUCUGGAUCGCGACGCCGCCGCGACGAGGACGAAGAUGAUCGACGGGAUUCCAGAGACUCAAAGAGAGUGAGGAGAGAAAAAACACCCCGUGAGCGCACCCCCCAACGUGAUAUAUCGCGUCACAAGAACAGGACUCCGCCGCUAGCCACCGCGCCCUCUGCUGUUGCCCCCAAGGACAAGGAAACGACGACGGUCAAGGACGCCCCGAAGGAGAAGGAAAAGGAGAGGGAGAAGGAGAAGGAUGACCCCGCUGGUGUCCACUCGGGGUCCGAAGAAGGCGAGAUCGAGGAGGACUGAUCGUGUUCAUCGGCGAUGCCUCGGGAACAACUGCACUUGCGGACCACGAAGAGUGACUUUCGAGUACGUAUCGGAAUCACCAAGCCGUUACUUGAGAGCCUGAUGACCGCAGCGCGUUACAGACUACAUGGUAUCGCUCCCCCGCUUCGCGGCCUUUCUUCCUCGGUGCCCGCAUAUGCCCUUAUGAGGCGAGGCCUUUAGUAGUCCGCUAUGCCGGCUGUCUUGGGGAUCCAAUCCUAGGGCCGGCCAGAUUUCGUAUGUAUCGUUUUUCACUCUCGCUAUGUUCUAAUGGUUAGUUAGUUACGUAUACAGUAGCAAAACGAAGAAAACAAAAGUUACUUUGCUUC
This is a messenger RNA of Colletotrichum navitas, 3025 nucleotides long. RefSeq lists its product as uncharacterized. Gene Ontology annotation, biological process: mRNA cis splicing, via spliceosome. Gene Ontology annotation, molecular function: protein binding; RNA binding. Gene Ontology annotation, cellular component: U1 snRNP; U2-type prespliceosome. The record is from RefSeq and is a predicted model, not a curated record. The transcript has 5 exons. Lineage: Eukaryota; Fungi; Ascomycota; Sordariomycetes; Glomerellales; Glomerellaceae. The coding region runs from base 180 to 2678 and encodes 832 amino acids.